AUGGGAUACUCACCGCCCCCUACUCGCAGACUAAGCGAUAAAAAGAGAUACUACUAUUCCAAUAAUCCAAACCGAAGACAGAGUGCUCCAUACAACAAAAAGCUAUUUCCCAAUAAGUCCUAUAGUAACGUAGUAUAUGCACAACAGUCACACCUUGGCGAGGACAAAUCAGGCCAGAUAAAACCGGAUCAAAAUUCAGGAUCUAGUGGGUCACACUAUAACCCUGCACGAAGUAUACCGAACGAUAUGCCGAGACAGUCACGAUACAGCGUUUCAAGCGGAUCGCGAACUGUUCCCAAUUGGCCUAGAAGCAAUUCAACUCGAUUUCAUCAAGAUGCGGAUUCCACCGAAAUUCCAAGUUCGAACGCCCAGGGAUAUCCGACAAACAGACCUGGUAUAAGACAGGUACUAGACAAUCCAGUGAAUGUGAGGAUUGACCGUUCCACGUCUAGGUACUCCCAAGCUACGGCGAAGGCGCUCCCAACAGUCCCAAAUAUACCAACUACACCAGCUAAUGCAAGUCGAUACAAUCAAAAUAAAUACUCUUCACCCAACACACAUCACACUAGUCAACAGUUUAAUGCCAAUUCACAAUACUAUGCUGAUAGACACCGUCCCAGGUCAAUGGAUGGGUCCUAUCCUGCAGCAAAAUCGAAUGGCGGAUCUAGCACCGAGUUGAAGUCCAUGGGUAAAAGCAUGAUCAACGCAACAGGUUACUUCAAUAGAUCUAAUAACUGGAGACAUGGUAGUUACAGUGGCCAACAGCCAUCUCGGUUUACUGAAAAUGACAUUUCUACACCGACUAUUCAGAGUAACUACAGAUCCACCCCUCCACUAAAAGCGAACAUAACCGGAACGUCAUCCAAACCGAGGUCUGAUAUACCUACAGACCCAAAUCUCUCGGGUAGAUAUAGUACAAAAAUUGAAACUACCAAAUCAAAUCUUCUAAAACAUGAUGUUCAGCAGCCGACCAUCCCAAAGGAGAUUCCAAAGAGUCCGAAGGAUGAAUUGAAACUCCCUUCAAGCGUACAGAACUAUACUGAAGUGGAGGCUGACACGGGCCAUUACAGAGAAGAAUUAUUGCAGGAACCACAAGGUAUAUCGAACCGCGGCCAUAGCAAGGUAUCAAGCCUAAUUAAUUCUGUACGACAAACUACUAGACAGACUGAACAGCAGGUUUUAAUAGACCAUAAAAGAAUCGAUGUAUCAAAACCUGAAAUCCAAAAUAAUGUGAGACAUAAUAAUAACGACAGUCCCGUGAAUGGCAAGUCUUCUCCUGAUAUAAUAAAAAAAAAUGAAAACAAGAAAAUAAUCAUUCCGCGGAAGCCUUCUUUAAGUACUAUGUGGUCUUCCAAUACCAACAUUAGAGAAAUUGUCUCUGAUGAAAUGAACAAAGGAAUUUUUGAAAGUAGCGUUUCGGAUACCAUUAUUGUUGAUCCUAGGAAUAGAAGUACCGAAGUUGCUACUCCCAUCUCUGAAGACAAUUAUGAAUACAUUUCGGAUCCAAAUAAACUCAGGACAAAUAUUGCCGCACUACCUAGGGAUAUGGAUGAAAAUCUGCCCAUACCCGAACCACUUGAACCCUUAUCAAAAUGUAUUUUUCCGAUGAGAGAGGUUGAAUUCAAGUUGUGGAAACUGAAAAAUAACACCAGGCCCGAUCUAAUCAAGGGGCAGAAAUACUUGCUGAAAAGACCGGUAAAGUCUGUGAAAGAAUACAGUUUUUUCUCUGAUAAUAUUCUAAUCUACAAGCAAGCCGUGAGAAUUACUCUAUUAAAGUCGUUAUCAGAAAUAAAAUUACAUGUUGCUGAACAAUAUUUGCAGUUAAAAAAACGGGCAUUCGAACUCAAUGAUAAAUGGGAAAAAGAAUGCGAUAAGUUGCAAAAAACUACUGACGAGUUGCGGAAGAAAGAAACGGAAUACAGAAAUAAGAUAGAUGAGCGAAAUAAAAAUGAAGAGAAAAAGCAAGUGAAAGUUGACGAGAAGGAUUCCGGUGCUGGACCAGGUUUAUCAAGAAGAAGAAAUAGGGCUGAUUUUGUAGAUGACACUGAAAUUGAAAAUGUGCUGCUCCAGAUCGACCCAACGUACAAGCAUCACAAGGCUGCAGCGACUAUCCCGCCUCUUAUUCGGAAUCCAAUCAAAAGAUUUUCUCUCAGGUUCCAAAAUGUAAAUAACCUAGUGACAGAUAAAGAGAAAUGGACAAGCAGGAUCCUGCAAGAUAAUAAGGACACGUUCACGAGUCACGAACAUGAGCUAUUCUUAGAAGGUUACCUGAUGUAUCCCAAGAGGUUUGGUAGGAUUUCCAACUACAUGGGUGGAUUGCGAACACCAGAGGAAUGCACCGUACACUAUUAUCGGACCAAACCGAUUGUUGAUUACAAGGGUUUAUUACUUGAGAAAAGCAAGAGGAGGAAGAUCUUGACUUCCAAACGGCGUAAAAGAAAAGAAAAGGGGUCUGAUGCCGAGCAGACAUCUGAUUCGAUGGCUAACACUGCUGAAAAUACAGUACCGUUGAUGGAACAGCCGAUUUCUGCAGAGGAUAUUUCUAAAGUCGAUGAAUCUGUACCGGAAAAGAAAUCGCCAGUAAUGGAAGAGGUUGUUGUAGCAUAUGAGGACGCCAAAAAGUUAGAGGUCCCUACGCAAGGUACUCAGAAGGCUCCAGAGACUGAAGCCGCACCUUAUACUGGUAUUGUUUCGAACGAUUUAAACCUGGGCUUAUUGAAAGCUGCUGAGAUCGACGAUCAUGGAGAAAAGACUGAGGACGAAUCGGAAAACAUUUUGAAACGUGACCACGACUCUAUGGCAAAUAUCGGGAAUGAAGACGAUGAUCAAGCCAAGGCUAGCAGUGAGCAGACUGAGGAUGAACUUCAUCCGAAGUUGAAUAGCUCGAUUCCGUUUUCAGAUAGGCCGGACGAUCGGCGGAAAAAGCGGCACAAGGAACUUUCAGAACACAAGACAAGCUACUGGAGUGUAAAGGAGGCGCAGGCUUUCCCCGACCUUUUGAAGAUGUACGGGUCGCAAUGGUCGCUGAUAUCUGAACAUCUUGCCAGUAAGUCGACUACAAUGGUACGGAAUUAUUUUCAAAGAAAUGCUUCCCAUUUUGGCUGGAAGGAAAUUGUUGCGGAUGUCGACUACAAGAGAAACGUAGGAAACAACCGACUUACCAACGAACCGGGUGAAACAGAAUCACAGCCGGACAAACACAAUAUUCCUGUCAUUACAAAUGGUAUUCCCUCUCAACAAGAACCAGCGCUGGGAUUCUUUUCAAGGGCCCAAAAUCAAAAUUCUGUAGAGAGAAACCACAACACCGUGGCGAGCCAGACAUUUGCAAGAUUCACAGAAGACUCUCUUUCCCACUCUUCGUCAUCACCUUUACCUCCGCCAAGGCUUCCAUCUAUACAACUCCACAAUGGAACGGCCAGUGGUGUUGGUAAUUAUAUGAGAAGCGAAACCAGUGCAUCAUUUUUAACUGGUGACUUGUUCAGUGACCGAAUUCAUAAAACGGUGCAUGCAAACAGUGAUGUAAGGACAAAUUUCGACGAUAAGCGCCAGAAUUCUCCUGUAGCUUCACACCUGUCUCCGCACAUCUCGACAUUGGUUGCCGCAGCAAACAGUGAUGAUACUGCAAGGGCAUACGCAGGUGGACAUGCGAAUAUUGAAAUGUCGAGCAUUUUGAAUAGCGACGACAGGGGGGUCGAUCAUCACCAGAACCUUCGCCCAUCCUUCCCCGGCACUGUUCACCACCACCCAGACAACUUGUCGAAUGCAACUGCACCUCGAACUGCAGGUGCUGUCGCUACCGCACAUGUAGUCCAAAAUGUUGGGCAACAGGCAAGGUCGAGCUCGAUCUCAGCGCUGUUAAACCCGGUCUCAAAUGUACGGACACAAGCUCUGCCUACGAUGAGCAGUGCACAACGAUUGCCGACUGAUACAAACACGCUCUCGAGCUCAAACAGGACGCCGGUUGUUGAAGGCGCGGACGUGUUGAUUGGAGCCACGACUUUACAGAAAAUGGCCCCUCACGUGGAGCGCGGGACGCUCCCUGCCAUACUGCCGGCUCUUGUGCCGCCACAAAGGAAGGUACCGGAUUUCGCAAACGACCCAUUGGCCGCGCUGGCUGCCAUUGCCUCUGCUCCAGAGACGCUAGCUUCGAUGCUGCCGGAGUCCAAGAAAGAAUGA
Messenger RNA from Huiozyma naganishii CBS 8797, 4176 nucleotides. It is a transcript of the gene SNT1, whose product is annotated as Snt1p. The transcript has a single exon. NCBI's taxonomy places the organism in Eukaryota, Fungi, Ascomycota, Saccharomycetes, Saccharomycetales, Saccharomycetaceae. Gene Ontology annotation, cellular component: Set3 complex. The coding region runs from base 1 to 4176 and encodes 1391 amino acids. Gene Ontology annotation, biological process: regulation of transcription by RNA polymerase II. The record is from RefSeq and is a predicted model, not a curated record.